AAAGACGAUUUGGCUACCUUCUACAAAACAAGAUACAGUACAAUACCACUGUCACCGCUAGUCGAGGGACACGACACUCCCCUUGUAGAUUUUUACAUUUUGCCUGAAAUGUAUUUCAUUGAAAAGCAAAACAAAACGCCAGCUGGGGAAGAAACUAAAACGCCUGUCAAAUCGUUGUCGGAAGUAUUCCAGUCUGAAAACAGUUGUGAAAUAUAUUUAACCGCUGAUGCUGGAUUUGGAAAAACUGCAUUUUCAAAAUAUCUUGCUGUCACGUGGUGCCAGGUUCAUCGUCCCGAAAUGAAAUACAAAAAGUACUUCUCAGAAGAUUCGAUAACUGCCAUGCGUGAUUUUGAGUUUGUGUUUCUUGUGUUAUUACGGGAUUGUUCUGAUGAUUGCAGCAUUGAUGAUUUGAUAAUGAAUCAAAUUAUACAAAAUUUGUCACGGUUUCCUGAUAUGUCAAAAGAUGUUCUACGGGGAAUACUGCACCGAGAAAAAUCUUUGAUUAUUUUGGAUGGGCUAGAUGAGUGGAUUCAUCCUAAGAUUCAUCCUGAAAAGAAAUGUACAAAAGUGCCAAAAACAAUCCCUCAUCGUAAUGCUCGUGAAAAGUGUGUAAUCCUUACCACAACAAGACCUUGGAAAUUAGGUGUGUUAAAUCUUAAAAAUAGUGAAAUAGAUAAGAAAGUGGAACUAGUAAAACUAACCUCCGAGUCAGCACAGACAUUAGAGGAAAGAGCGAUUUCAAAAAUAAAGAAUCUUGAUGUUGCUGAAGCAAAAAUUCUGGCCAAACAAUUAAAUAAAAAAAUCAAAGAAAAUAAACUCGAGGAAAUGGAAUCCGUCCCCCUUCUUUCAAUGUAUCUCAUUAGUUUAUGGUGUGAAGAUAUUCCACUAGGACAGUCAAAAUGUGGACUUUAUGCAAGCAUUAUUGAACUCCUGCUGUCAAGAAGCUUAAGCAAACAUCCGGAAAUGGAACCAACGUGCCAACCCUCCCAGAGUGAUAUCCCACAAUGCUUCAGAGAUCAUGAACAUUGUAAUCAACAUUGCACAUAUCUGAAAACUUUAGGUAAACUAGCAUUUGAAACUUUAUUCAGUGAAACAAAGGAGAACACUCUUGUUUUUCACAAGUCAGUGGCGGAUAAGUAUCUCUCACCAAAUUAUUUGAAAUUAAGUCUUGACUCGGGAAUAUUAACACAGAGUACAGAAAAGACACUACUCAAACAAAUUUCGAAAGUUUCAUUUUCACACAAAACCAUCCAAGAGUUUUUUUGUGCAUUGUACAUUAGCUGUCAAAAUGAAAGUGAUGUCAAAAACAUUGUUCUAAACAAAUGCAAAAGUUUGCAAAGUAUUCUUGACAUGUCGACAGUGUUUGUUUUCAUCAGCGGAAUGGUGAAUGCAGAAAUCAUUACUUCAAUAUCACAGGAAUUUCUUUCUGUUAUCAGUGAAGAUAAGAUAACGAGCGAAUACAGAUCCACGGCUGAUUGGGACUGUAAACCUCUGGAAGACAUACAAGACAUGUACAUUUCUUGUAUGAAAGAAAACACGAGCGAUAAGGAACUCAAACUUUUCUGUCAAGAUUUUUUCUUUAGUGAAGAUUGUAAAGAAGUAAAAUACUUUUCUUAUUUACCACGGCUCGCGGUACACAAUAAAAAUAACAUGGCGUCAAUAAAUAUCAACACAGACCGUGGUCGUAGUUUACGUGAAAUUAUUGAUUCUUGUGAAUUGCACGAAGUGUUCCAGAUCAAUAAAAUAUACUACUGCGGUAAAGAAGAAAACGCACAGCUUCCUGUACUGUUGGACAAGUCUCCGAAAUGUGUCGCUGUUAGAUCGCCUGGUCUAUCUACUGGUUCUUGGAGCCGUGAAAUGUUGAAAACAUUACAGAAUAAUUCUCUGUUGCAAGCAAUUGAUAUCCAAGGUUUCGAGAUGAGCCACGAUGUACUGAGUGACUUUCUGAAUUAUAUUAUAAACAGAAAAAUAAUGACGGAGAUUAUAUUGUGGCAGUUAUACUGUACCGAACACGAGCAUUCGUGUACUUUCAGUUUAGAUUUUAGUCAGCAUUCAGAUCUAAGGAAGUUAGAAUUGUUCCAGAUACCUGAAGUGUCACAAUUGAAAGUUAAUAGUCAAGUGAAACACGUGAAGUUGUGGAGUAUCAAUCUAGGUGAAAUGUCGCUGCCUCCUGAAAUGGCGAAUAUUGAAAGUGUUUAUCUGGGGCUUGUAAACAUGUCUGCUUCAACAUUGCGUGAUCUCGUUAAGGUAGUGGAGAAACUUUCACACAAAGUCACAGUAACAAUACUCGGGUGUAAGAUAGAACCGGAAACAGAGUUUGAAGACGUUAAACAAUAUAUACGCUCAUCUCAGAAUUUCCGAGUUACGAAGGAUGAUAGCUGGUGCUUGGAGUUUGAAACAAAAGUUGAAAGUUAAGUUACUAAAUACACUUGGACUUAUAGUGUCAAUGUAUAUAGACAUUAUUCAUAAAACACAUAUCACACCUUUACACACAUACAUAUAACAUUUUUGUGACAUACAUAUGUGUACAUUAAUAAAAAUAGUGACAGUCGCGAGUGGAAAAUUAAUUGUUGGAGCCAAUUCGUAGGAAAAGAAGGACAUUCUUAUACAUGUAUUAAUAUACAAGUCCACCUUCAUAGAUGAAGAAGCUUUCUUUCUCCACAUUUAUUGAAAAUUGUCGCAAAUACCUUUGAACACAACUUAAGGACAGAACUACCUUCCGUUGAUAACCUUUGAGCACAACUUAAGGACAGAACUACCUUCCGUUGAUAACCUUUUAGCACAAUUUAAGGACAGAACUAUCUACCGCUGAUAGCCUUUGAGCACAAUUUAAAGACAGAACUACUUCAAGUGGCAACCUUUGAGCACAACUUAAGGACAGUUCUCACUCCUCCCGUUGGCAAGGUUUCAUACUAUAAAAUACAUGAUGUGAAAAGUUGUUACCGGCUAUUAGAAAUUUGCACACUUUGUAUUAUACCCAAACAUCUGCGGGAAAACUACAUAGAGUUACUAACUGCAAUCACCAUAUACAAACCAUUUUAUGUUAUUUCCAUUAGUUGGUAUAGAAUUUUCUCAUUUUUACAAAGUGAACAGAUCUCACGCUUUUGAAAUUUGCACAACAUCCAUAAUAAUGUUUCACAAAUAUUAUUUACAGUACAACCUCUCUAGAGCGGCCCUCUCUUAAGCAAAAACCUCUCUAUAACAACAUCAUCAAACUUUUCCUAAGCUGAAAUAUAUACUAUCAAAUUUACAUCUCCAGAACAACAACCUCUAAUAAACAGUCAAUGUUUGUAUCUUCCAAAGGGUAUUGCUCUACAGAGGUUGCACUGUACCUAAAUGUCUUUUAAGACCCUUUUCUACUAGGAAAGUUCUGUAAAGCUUAUUUAGAUAGUGAAACGCACAGUUGUUAGAAAACACUUGUUGAAAAGGGGUUUGAAUUGGCUUGAUUAUGACUUUAUUUGGUAUGCUUGUUAAAGUUUUUUCUAAGAUAGGUCUAAAAAUGGCCGUUUAAGAGUAUUUCGCUGUUACUAAUACAAUUUACUUUGUAUCACUGAGACAAGUUUAGACUUUGCAAUGAGAAAGUUCGCCUCUAUUUUUCAGUAAAAAUAGGCUGCGACCUUUAACUUUAUUUUUGUUUUGCAACAUGUGCAAACGAUGUGAUAAUAUUCAAAAUAUUGUCUUUCUUAUGAAAUGCUUUUUAUAAUGAUUUAAAAAAUGCGUUGUUUUUUUUUCGUUUAUAUACAACUAAAUGCUUACUAAAAUACGGAUAAUUUGCUGAAAAAAAUGUUUGAAAAGAAUAAAUAGAUUCUUAUUUGCCUUUGAAGCCCAUUGUCAACGACUUAGUAAUAUGUAUUCAUUUAGCUUUUUUCAUAUCAACUUCAGUUUUCUGGGUGAUGAAGAAAAUGGUAUUUUUAUGUGUUUUGUAGAUGAGUAUAGCUCUUUAUCAUAACGAAAAGACUCGGAACAUGUUCGUAUAUUUCCGCCAAUUCUUACGGAAUUUUAGUUCCUAGGCGGUAAAGGCUGAACCUUUUUUCACAAUCAAAAUUAUCAAACAAAGUAUUGUAAUAGCAAGCUUCUGUCUGAUCUUUAAAAAGUAUAAAUUAUUUUUGCAAAGUGAUAUACCGUUGUUACAGUAAUGUGUUUGUUGAAAAUACCGUUAUAAAGGCAUUUUGAUUAAACUACCAAAUAACAUAUAUUUUCCGAUUGGUUGACCAAUUUAUGUUCGCAAUCAUCUUUGCAACCACUGUCAAUUAGACUUUAUUUGUUUAGUCCAUAUGAUAAAAAAUGUCAAUAUAGUUUUAUUAUCUGUUUGCCACCAGCUGCAAAUAACGGAGCAAACCGAAAAUUGCCGAACAGUCUCGACAGCAGAUUGAUCUGGCCAAACUUAUUAACGGCUUUUGUGAUGAAUUUCACGAUGGGCCUUAUUUUUCCAUAUGAGCUCUAAGGUCAAGGGGUCACACUUAGAGUUAAACUGUGUAAGACCAAGCCCUGAUAUUAAAGGUCGAGGUCACACUUUGUGGUCAGAGUAAUUAUUUUUGAAUUGUUCAGUAAUUUUACUUUACGUGUAUAGAUAUCUAAGUAACUUAGCGCAAAAGUCAACAAUAAAUUGAUUUUUUUAGACUCAGGUGUGAUACAGAUAUCAACACUUAAAAGCAUUCGCCAAUUAUAUAGUUCUAGACAUUUUCGAUUUAGAUGCAUAUUAUGAUUUGAUAAUAUUAUAUUGUUCUGAUGCAAAAGUAGUGUUCAAUGACAUAUUUUAACUAUAUAGGCAAAAAUGUUCUUAUUUUAAGUGUGUUCCGUGUUAGCUAUUGUGGUCGCCCCCUGUGUCCGUUGUCAAUAAUUUAACUUUUAAACCUUAUGUAGCACACUUGUUCAGAAUGUUAGCCUCAAUAAAAUCGCGGGAAAGCAGAAUCAAAAGCUACAUUUUCUCCUUGAUCUUCAUAAAGCUCUAUCAGAGUGUUGCCUUGAUGAAAUAAUAAGGUCUCAAAGUAGGCCACUAUGUCAAUUGAUAGCAAAAUCUAUUUACACAACUGUUGGGGGAAAGCGAACGUAUUAUGUGAUGGCGCGUAAGUAUGCCUGUCUUUCCGUCAAAUUUAGUAGCAGAACUGAUUAACCAAUUACGGUACUGACAUGAAACGAUGUGCAGAGCACAAUAACUGGGCCAGUAGGUCAAAGUUCGAGGUUACAAAUCAAGUUCAUAUUACUCUCCCCGUCUCUCACACGCACAUUAUCCCCACCCCAAAAAUCGCUCAGUUUUUGCCGUAAUAUUCUAUCACCUCUGCCACACAAAACAUCACAGCCCGCCCCUUUCCCCGCCAUAUUUCAUUCCGCCUCCGACACACACUAAAAUAAAUCUUUAAAGUUUAAUUCUUCCUAGAAAUCAUAUACAUUGUAAUAUAAAACGAAUUUAAUCUAAAACAUAACUGAACACAGACCAAACGUUUGUUUCAGCCUAUCCUUAUAACAUGUUUUACUGUCAAGGAAAUGAAAGAUACUUAAGUUAGUUUACAUAAAAAUGUUAUGUACAUUGUGCAUAUUUAUUAUAUUACUAUAUACAGAUAAAUCAUUGUAUACUCGAUAAUUGAAUGUCACACGCUUUAUUGAAAAUGUAUUCUAAAUUGUUAAAGUGUGAAUCCAUUGUAAAUGCUGAUAGUGAUGAUGAUGAUGAUGAAAUAUGUAAUUAUAUAUAGAUAUUCGUUAAAUAUAUGUGUAAUUCUGAUGGAAUGCACCAUUUUAAUUUAGCUCACCUGUGCAACCUGAGCAAUGCUCAGGUGAGUUAUUGUGAGCGCUCGAUAUCCGGCGUCUGUCUGUCGACUGCCUGGGCGAUCUGGGGUUAAAAAACUAGGUCACCAAGUGAAAUCAAAGGGAAAGCUUGUUUACACUCUAGAGGUCACAAUUUUGGCCCAGUCUUAAUGAAACUUAGUCGGAAUGUUACCCUUAAUAAAAUUUUGGACAAUUCUGAUAUUGGGUCAUCUGGAUUUAAAAACUAGGUCACCAGGUCAAUUCAAAGAAAAAACUUGUUAACACUGUAGAGGUCACAUUUAUAACUGUAUAUUCAUGCAACUUGGUUAAAAUGUUAACCUUGAAGAUCUUUAGGUCAAGUUUGAAUCUGGGUCAGGUUGGAUCAAAAAUUAGGUCACCAGGUCAAAUUAAAGGAAAAGCUAGUUAACACUCUAUAAGCCAUAUUUUUGACCGUAUCUUAAAGACAGUUGGCCACAAUGUUAAUCUUGAUGAUCUUUAGUUCAGGUUUGAAUCUGGAUUGGGUAGGGUCAAAAGCAAGGCCACCGGGUCAGAUCAAAGGAAAAGCUUGUUAGCACUCUAGAGGCCACAUUUGUGACUUUAUCUUCAUUAAACUUGUUCAGAACGUAACCUUGAUGAUGUUCAGGUCAAGUUCAAAUCUGGGUCAGGUGGGGUCAAAAACUAGAUCACCAGGUUAAAUCAAAGGGAAAGCUAGUUAACAAUCUAGAAGUCACAGUUUUGACCAUAUCUUAAUGAAACUUGGUCAGAAUGUUAAUCGUGAAGAUAUUGAGGUCAGAUCUUCAAUCUGGGACAGGUGAGGUCAAAAACUAGGUCACAAGGUAAAAUCAAAAUUAAAGCUUGUUAACACUAGAGAUCUAAUUUGAAACUCACAGGAAUUAAUCAGAUUGUUCGUCUUGAUGGCCCCUAGGUCAGGUUCGAAUCUGGGUCAUGUGGUGUCAGAAACUGGGUCACCAGGUCAGAUCAAAGGUAAAGCUUGUUAACAAUAUCGAGGUCAAAUUUAUGACCAUAUCGUAAUGAAACUUGGUCAGAAUGUUAAUCUUGAGGAUCAGGCCAAGUUUGAAUCUGGGUCAUGUUGGGUGAAAAACAAGUGCACCAGGUCAAAUCAAAUGUAAAGCUAGUUAACUACUUAACACUCUUUAAGCCACAUUUAUGACUAUAUCUUCAUAAAACUUGGUCAGAAUGUUAAUUAUGACGAUCUUUAGGUCCACUGUAAAUCUGGGUCAAGUGAGUUAAAAUACUAAGUCAUCAGGCCAAAUCAAAAGUAAAGCUUAACACCCCAGAAGCCACAUUAAUGACUGUAUCUUCAUGAAACUUGGUCAUAAUGUUAAUCUUGUUUAGUUCAAAUCUGGGUAAUAUGGGGUCAAAAACUAGGUCAGUAGGUCUGACCUUGUCAAAUUAAUGGAAAAACUAGUAGGUGACACUCUAGAUUUAUGAGUAUAUCUUAAUGAAACUUGGUCGGAAUGUCAAUCUUGAUGAACUAUACAUGUAGAUCAAUAGGUUAGGUGAGCGAUACAGGGCCUUCGUGGCCCUCAUGUUCAAAAAGCUGUUACAUGCCUUCGUUUUGAUGCAUUUG
Molecule: messenger RNA, 7333 nt
Organism: Mercenaria mercenaria
Lineage: Eukaryota; Metazoa; Mollusca; Bivalvia; Venerida; Veneridae
Exons: 2
Coding region: 109-2415 (768 amino acids)
Source: RefSeq, a predicted model, not a curated record